AUGUCGAUACCGCAGUCCAUAUGUGUCGGUAUCGAGUUGGAGUUUAUGGUUGCACUGCAGAUACCAGACUCCGACGCUGUGACUGGUGAGACUCGAUGGGCCUGUCCUACAACGCCGGAAGCUUUCCUGGGCCUCGUGAUGGGAGACUACAAAGACAUCGAACCGUCUUGUAUUCACAAGAUAACAGCGGUGACAUUCGAGCUUGGAAUAAUGAGUCUGUUAGUGGACCAGUCUCAAAGACCGAUUUUUGGUUUAUUGUUCCAGAGCGUCACAUCACCAGAGACUGUGUUAUACGACUGGUAUGGAACUGAACUCAACAGCCCUAUCCUCACUCGUCCUGAAGAGUUCAGUCAGGGGCUACCUACCCUCAGAAAGUGCCUUGCGGCAGUGCAGGGCGACAUGGUAGUUGGACUCAAUUCUGGCUGUGGACUACACCUUCACGUUAACGACGCCGGCAGCAUGCAGCUAGAGACUGCGCUGCGCCUUGCAACUUUGGUAUGGCUGCUUGAAGAUUCUCUGCUGUACCCUCUGUGCCAUCCUUUUCGCUCCGACUCCCCUUACUCGGCGCGUAUCAACGUUGAAUCUCGAAUCGCCAUGGAAAGAGGUGAACCACCAGUGUACGGCGAGGGUGCAGCUCUCGUUGAGGCACUCGGAGAGGUCAUGGGACAACUCCACUGGCGCAAGAAAGUUGACAGAGGUCUACUGGGAUCUAUGAAACGCCUGUGGUCGGAAACUAGCCUGGUUAGCUUGGGCAUCGCACUCCGAAAAUUCGAUGAAGGAUCCCUUCACACAACUACCCGCUGUGCAUUGGUUGUGUCCAAGUACGACACUAUAGAGUUCCGAUACCCCGAGUCCACGUUUGACGUCGACUUUAUCGCCGGCUGGGCUGACUUGGUGCGACACUUGUACGCGGUUGCGAUGAGGCCUCAGGCGGAAUUUCAUCAAAUCCUCUGUCGUGUAUAUGAACUCGUGACCCGUGAUCAGCUGCCUGGAUGGUCAGCCAUGUUGGGGGCGAUUGGUUUUCAGGGCGAUGUCAGUCGCUGGCAGCGACAUAUUAAUGACUACGGUGACACCCUGAGCAACCUUGACAAGCAGGGUAUCCUUCCAAAUAUUGGACAGUAA
Fusarium redolens is the source of this 1122-nucleotide messenger RNA. RefSeq lists its product as uncharacterized. The record is from RefSeq and is a predicted model, not a curated record. The coding region runs from base 1 to 1122 and encodes 373 amino acids. Lineage: Eukaryota; Fungi; Ascomycota; Sordariomycetes; Hypocreales; Nectriaceae. The transcript is spliced from 3 exons.